GCAAUGCCAUAAAUACAUACACACACCGACUCACUGUAACACAACGCCACCGCGUCUUCGCAUUCACUCAAUAUAUUCUUUCCGCCUUAUAAUAAUAAAAAGAUGAUUGCGCAAUGGACGGUUUUGACGCUUACGUUGGCCGGCGUGCGUGGAUCCAACAUCACCCAGUCUCUGACUUCCGGGGUUUGCAUGUGCGUCAACGAACCAAACUGCCAGGCCGUAAGAGACCCUACCGACCCGACCACAGUGCUGGGGACGCUCUCAAACGGCGCGUGUUUUACGUCACUUGGUGGAAUCUACCACAAGAAUGACGUCACGUUCUAUCAGCUCCGGGACAACAAUAACGGACAGACGGCUUGGGUGGAUUCGUUCUUUCUGAACGCGGAGACGACGGCCCACUGCAAUAGGUCCGCUACCAUCACCAGCCUCGGCUACCAUAUACCGCGGAGUCCGCCAGCAGUGUGUGUGGCUUACGGACAGUCUUACAACCACGGAGACAAGGCGCGCAUAGACGGCGCGUUCUGCACGUGCGAUGACGGGCUGUUCGCGUGCUCCAUGGAGGCGCAUCACUGCUUCACCGGAGGAAUCGUAUACCAUCAUGGCACCACCUUUCACAUAGACGGACGCGGUGACUGCUCGUGCCUAAGCCAAACUAUCAAAUGCAUCGUGGGCUAGACCUUUAUUGCGGAACUGAACGUGAAGUGUGAGAUGAAACGUUCAUUAUUGCGGAUUUAGUUUCGUAUGCCAUCAACCUCGUCAGUUAUAACAUUAAAUAUCAAGUCAUA
Molecule: messenger RNA, 785 nt
Organism: Dreissena polymorpha
Lineage: Eukaryota; Metazoa; Mollusca; Bivalvia; Myida; Dreissenidae
Exons: 6
Coding region: 103-675 (190 amino acids)
Source: RefSeq, a predicted model, not a curated record